This is a messenger RNA of Aureobasidium pullulans EXF-150, 607 nucleotides long. RefSeq lists its product as uncharacterized. The transcript has a single exon. Lineage: Eukaryota; Fungi; Ascomycota; Dothideomycetes; Dothideales; Saccotheciaceae. The record is from RefSeq and is a predicted model, not a curated record. The coding region runs from base 118 to 456 and encodes 112 amino acids.
AACAAGAAGACGAGGGAUGUGCAUGGUUUCUUUUGUUCUCUUCUUUCCACACAGCGACGGUGUUACAGGGCGUUUUCAAAAGGAACUUUAGAAAAACCUGGAAAACAGUCGGGGCAAAUGGGGGUUUAUUCUGGGAUGGGCGUCGAGCAUGAUGGUUUUCGCUCCGCUUUUUUGUGUUUUUUUUUAUGUUGUUGUUCCCUUUUUUUCUCUUCUUACAGACGGAAUGACACAGACUUCUUGGGGUCUGGUGCCACUGUCCUCUUGCUGUCCCUCUUUGCAGAGAGGAUAUUUGGUGCGUCUUUUGCCUUUUCUCAAGGCGGGACUUGGGGAGGUUUUUGGUGGAUAGCUACAACAGGGGCUUACUUCCGGGUCUGCUUUGUGGUCUAUCGAUAUCUUAAUUUGGUUGUCUCUACUCCCUAUAUUCCUUUCUUGCCUAUGGGUCUUGGUGUUAAAUGAUUGAUGUCCCUUUGAGUGUCUUUUUCCUUUGCUUGGAUGUAUUCUUGGUCGCUCUUUUUCAAAUCUACCAUCUAAAUCGCUCUUUCUUGUUGUUGUUCACUGCUCUUUUCUUUGCUGUUGCUUUCUGUCGCUACCUGGCAAUCACGUGGUC